GCACGCUCGGCGCGCUCUGCGGGCGACUAAUAGGAUGAGACGGCGAGGGAAAAAGUGGAAGCCUUCCACUUCCCUGGAACUCUUGGGAGUCCGAGCCAUUUCUCUUGACCCUUUCCAUUCGGUGUCUCCUGUGUCCGUGGUUUCUUCCCGCUUUCCCAUCUUGAUCUCCACUCUGGUCUCCUUUCUAAAGUCUUGUUCUCGAAAUCUUCUGCGUUGUUGUCUAUAAAAUCAUUCAGAAGUUGCGCAGUCUACAGACGGUAUUUGCAAAGAAGCGUCUGCGGACCCACGCAAAUUUUUGCCUUCUGGAAAUCGUUGUCUUGUUUCCUCCGAGCAAAUCGAAAUCCCCUGAAGCGCGCGAAACCAGUGGUCAAUCGGUACGGCUAGUACGCUUCCGUCGGAACUCAGAGCCCCUCCCGUCCCGACGUCCUUCCCACCUCUGUGGCAGACUUCGAACUUCGCCGACUCCUCUGUGUCACCACCAUCGCUUCGGCUUCCGAUACCGUGUCUUGACAUCCUUCGUGCUGCACAUGAUAACAGCCUCACCGGUUGACGCCACGACUGUUCGAAUCACGGGCCUGGAUCACACAGCGUUUCGGGUAACGACCAGUCCGCACACGGCACUCGCCUCUUGCCAAACCUCGAGUAACCGACCGAACAACCGAACAACCGCACAACCAUGGAGUGUGCUUCCCCCUUUUCCUUCGCCGCCCAUGAUGACAACACCGAGGCUCGGGCCUCGGGCGCAGCCAAUGCCCCCGAAAGACCGGCCCUCCGGAAUCGCCGGAAAUCCCAGCUCAAUGCCCGGCGGAAGUCGUUUGUCAACAGUAUCGUGGAUGGCGAAGAGGCCUUGCUGCUCAAGAUGGAUGCCUUCCUCGUCGAGCUAGAGAGCCGGCUGGAGUACUGGGAGAACUAUGGAGAACUGACUCUCGACUCCUCGAUUGAGGUGGCCCUGUCUACGCUGCAGGCCGUACGAACAAGAUGUUCUCACGUUUCGGAGGAAGUGAUGGGUGCCGGACGCAGACGUCUCCAUGUUCUGGUCGAGACCCUAGAGACGAGCUAUCACGAAGCCAUGGCCGCCGCUGGAUCGCUGAACGAAAAGGCCAAGGUCGGCAUCGAUCUGCUGGACGGAUUGCUGGAAGAUUUGGAGACCCAGGCCGCCAAGCUUCGUGAGAAGGGACUGGCCAAUGCUGCCGAGAGUCUCAUGGGCGAGGGCAAGAGAGUUAUGGAGGAGGGUAUUGAGAGGGCCAUGCGUGCUGCCGAGAACCUUGAAGACCAUAUUCAGCGUGCCAUUAAUCAAGCGAGGGAGAAGGGCUUGAUCAGCUACGAGGAGCUCCCAAUCCCGUGGAGGAUUAAUCCCCAUAUUCAAAAAGGCUAUCGGUUUUCCGAAAACAAGCUGGCCUGCAUCAGGUCAGCUUUCACUUUCUCUAACGAGCUGAUCAACAUCUGGUCCCAUGCCAUAGGUCUCAUUCUCGUCCUGGCCGUUGCUUUCUACUUCUACCCGACCAGCAUCAACUUUUCGCAGAGCACCACGACCGAUAUCGUCAUCGCCGCCAUCUUCUUUUUCGCGGCUUGUCAAUGCCUGGCCUGCAGCGUCAUCUGGCAUACCAUGAACUCCGUCGCCGAUGUCAAUCUGAUCUCCAUGUUCGCCUGCGUCGACUACACCGGCAUCUCGCUUCUCAUCGCUGCUUCCAUCAUCACCACCGAAUACACGGCCUUCUACUGCGAGCCCGUUAGCCGGUGGGUCUACAUGAUCGCGACAGCUUUCCUUGGUGUCGGCGGUGUUAUCCUCCCGUGGCACCCUCGCUUUAACGGGCAGGAUAUGGCUUGGGUGAGAGUCGCUUUCUACAUCGGUCUUUCCGCCAGCGGUUUCCUACCCAUCUUCCAGAUCUGGCUCACCCGCGGUGGCAUGUCGGUGUGGGAGCACUACUCGCCUAUACUCGAGUCGCUCUUCGUCUACUUCCUCGGUGCUCUCGUCUACGCCAGCAAGGUCCCUGAAAGGUGGUGCCCCGGCAUGUUCGAUUACGUUGGCGGCAGCCACAACCUCUGGCACAUGGCUGUUCUCGGCGGCAUCCUGUUUCACUACAAUGCCAUGCAGGAGUUCUUUUCUAAUGCCUUCAGGCGCGCCCAGGAUGCUUGCCCCAUGUAUUAGGUCUGAUGACGGGGGAGAGAAAGGCCCCAUAAGUUUCCAUUGGGGUACCAUUAGAAUCCAGGUUCUUGCCGUUUUUUAGAACGAGAGCGGGCAUAUUUCCGAUCACAUAUCGCUACGUCAAUAAAGUCCAUCGCUACAACAAACGCUCCGCCCCGAAUCAUACAGAGACAGCGAGUGAAAACAAAGGACUGGGGAUGAUAGGCGCAUUCGCCAACACUCCAAGAACAUGACUAUCCUGAUACUAGGUUUCCCCCAUCUCGUCAUUCCGCCAUGACUCAGUCAACGUUGAACAGUCGACCAGUUCCAUGGAAUUCGCCAUGACGGUGGCAGAACGGCAACAUCUUGCCCAGCCUGGAUGGGGAGAUGAAGAAUAUCUUUGAGGCCAGGAAGCGGAAAAUCAGUAGAUGAAGGAAGUCGCAUAGAGCAUGGAGUAGCGCUAUAGACGAUGGUGAUUGUGUCUUGAAAGUAAUUUCUGUGCUGAAAAGCACGUACAAUAAAGAAAACGAGAGCAAAGGGAUAAAACGGGAACUGAAGAAUAAUAGGGCAACUGGUGCAUAACAACAGCAUUUAGGGCGCAGCGAUACAUGGUUUAAUUUAGAUUUUUAUACGAGUUUUGGUGUAUAUGUGAUGCCCGUGGCACAACGAAAGAACUGUAAUGAGAGUGUUAAUGCCAGUAGAUGAUCAAUCCUGCAUGUACACUAGACCGGUUCUAUUGGG
Messenger RNA from Neurospora crassa OR74A, 2866 nucleotides. RefSeq lists its product as hypothetical. The record is from RefSeq and is a predicted model, not a curated record. Gene Ontology annotation, molecular function: signaling receptor activity. Gene Ontology annotation, cellular component: membrane. The transcript has 2 exons. Bases 677 to 2149 code for a protein of 490 amino acids. NCBI's taxonomy places the organism in Eukaryota, Fungi, Ascomycota, Sordariomycetes, Sordariales, Sordariaceae.